AUGUGUCAAGGCCAGUCGUCAAGGACAUCUUUCGGCGGUGCAGUCGCCCGAAUCCAUCCAACCGGCACAAACUCUUUCAGCUGUCUCCUCCAGUUUAAGAACGGGGCCGGCCACUCGGACCCUACUAUUCUGACCUACGAAUUUGAGCGCCCGCAGCUGCCCUGCUGCAAGCUUAGGAUCCAUCAGUUCGGCGACCUGUCUUCAAGCGUUGCAUCAGCAGGCCGAAUACUUCACAGUGUAGACCUCAUGUUCCCGUCCGCGGAGAAAACCGCCGGAUCGGUGAUACUUGACCGACGGCUUGAUCUUGGGGUUGGCGAGGAAGGCAUUAUUGGAAGAGUAGUUUCUAUGACUACUACUGCUACUGCUGCUGCUGCUGCUGCUGCUCGUUGUUCUGCUUGGGGAAGGCGUUAUUGGGUGGAACUGAUCGAUCAACUGAUAUGA
Molecule: messenger RNA, 441 nt
Organism: Morchella importuna
Lineage: Eukaryota; Fungi; Ascomycota; Pezizomycetes; Pezizales; Morchellaceae
Exons: 4
Coding region: 1-441 (146 amino acids)
Biological process (GO): superoxide metabolic process
Molecular function (GO): metal ion binding
Source: RefSeq, a predicted model, not a curated record